Molecule: messenger RNA, 1946 nt
Organism: Onthophagus taurus
Lineage: Eukaryota; Metazoa; Arthropoda; Insecta; Coleoptera; Scarabaeidae
Gene: Ythdc1
Product: YTH domain containing 1
Biological process (GO): regulation of alternative mRNA splicing, via spliceosome; mRNA splicing, via spliceosome
Cellular component (GO): nucleoplasm
Molecular function (GO): N6-methyladenosine-containing RNA reader activity; mRNA binding
Source: RefSeq, a predicted model, not a curated record
AAGUAUUGCCAACCCAUUGUUUAGUGUUUUGCAGUGUUUUGGUUUUGGUUAAUUCUUUAUAAAUCGCAUCAAAAAAAGGUGAUCCGCGACGAUUUUAAGCACCGAAGGACCGAAUAGUAAUGUUCGGGGCGUUUGUGAUCAUAUCACUAUCAUUUAAAAGUACGCCCUCCGCGGCCCUAUAAUGGACCCUGAUAAUGCCAAACAGAACGAUGCGGAACUAAACCUGCAGAUUAGUCUCGAUAUGGGGGACGAUAUCAAAUUGGACGAGGUGAAUUACGAAAGCGACUUAUCAUCGAGCAGUUCCGAAAGUUCAAGCGCACCUAGUAUUAGUUCCGUUAGUUCAGCUUCUUCGGCUAAAGGACGUAGAUCGAGACAUAAAAGAGGACACGAAAAGGAUAAGAGUCCUUCUCCUGACGCUAAAAGACCUAGAUCUAAGGAUCCUAAAGGAAAAUCUUAUGAUUAUUUAUCAAAACUUAAUUAUUUAUUCAGAGACGCAAGGUUCUUUGUGAUUAAAUCAAACAACGCGGAGAAUGUUACUUUAUCGAAGGCAAAAGGUGUUUGGUCAACUUUACCUCAAAAUGAAGCCAAUUUAAACCAAGCUUAUCGUGAAUCAAGAAACGUUUUAUUAAUAUUUUCUGUAAAAGAAAGUGGGAAAUUUGCCGGAUUUGCUCGAUUACACGGUGAAUCCCGACACGAUGUCCCUGCGAUCUCGUGGGUGUUACCUCCAGGUCUUUCAGCAAAAGCUUUAGGAGGUGUUUUUAAAGUGGACUGGAUAUGUCGUAAAGAACUACCUUUUAGUAGCACCAUGCAUCUUUAUAACCCUUGGAACGAAGGAAAACCCGUCAAAAUCGGCCGAGACGGUCAAGAAAUCGAACCGCGCGUUGCCGAAGAACUUUGUCGAUUAUUCCCCGAAGAUGACGGCAUCGAAAUCACCCCAAUUUUACGAUUAGCUAAAGAAGCAGCAAAGAAAAACGGGAUAAGAGGACGAAACGACGGACAUCGCCAUCCCAAGGCUCGAAUGCCUAUAGCGGCUCGUAGUUCAUUUUUUAGAGGUAGAGGAUCGUCAUAUUCGCGUCGAAAAUUCUUUUUGAACUCGCGUGGGUUAACAUCGUCCAGUUCCGCUUAUCGGCGGUCUGUAUCGCCGCGAAGAGAUCGUUUUUCGUUGUUUUAUGACCGCGAUUCACCUCGUCCGUACACGGCAGCGGCCGCUGAGGCUUACGUAGCGGAUUACAUGCGUACAAUGCAACACCAAUUGCCACCAUUACCGUAUGUUCCACCCCCGGGGUUGUAUUCGAGUCCUUACGACGCUUUACCUCCACCGAGAUAUUACGAUGGACUUCCACUUCCGGAUUAUCCAACUUCUCGAUUAAGUUCUUAUUCGGAUAAACGAUCUUAUGAUCGUUCUGUAGAUGAGUUCCUAUGGAGGACGAGUGAUAGGGCUAGAGAAAGGGAUAGGGAAAGUCGUCAUAGGUACAGAGAUAGACUUUAAAGGGAUUUCGUUUGUUUAUAACAUUUUUAAGCAAUUAUCAAUGUAAGUGAGGCAAAUUGGAUUUGUUUAUAUCGAUUAUUUCUCUUAGGUUAGGUUUAUAAACGUCAAAAUUAAACCUUAAAAAUGUUAAUUUUGAUAAUUGUUUAAAGAAAACGUGAAUUAAACGAAUGUAAACGCACUUUUUGAAUAAUGAGGAUGGUGAAGAUUAAAACGACUGGGUUCUUUGUAUAUAAUAAUUUUCUGUUUAUUAACGCAAAGAUCAAGUUAUUUUUUGGUUGGAAUAGUUUCUUUUUUGUUCCGCAACGAAAAAGUCGUUUUCUUAUUUUAUUUUUAUUUCGUAGAAUAAUAAUUUUAUUAGUAAUAAUAAAUAUUUAUAAGGACUUAUUUGUACAUUUAUCGUAAUUAAUCAAUAAUAAUUAUAAAUUUGAGUCAAUAAAAUUUUUUUGGUUCAAAAAGU